Molecule: messenger RNA, 672 nt
Organism: Dryobates pubescens (Downy woodpecker)
Lineage: Eukaryota; Metazoa; Chordata; Aves; Piciformes; Picidae
Gene: TTC32
Product: tetratricopeptide repeat domain 32
Exons: 3
Coding region: 15-434 (139 amino acids)
Molecular function (GO): protein binding
Source: RefSeq, a predicted model, not a curated record
CUCUGCCAGCCGCCAUGGCGCGGGAAGCGGCGGGCGGCGCAGCGGGGCUGCUGCUGGCGGCUCAGGCUCAGUUAGCGGCGCGGCGGCUGUCGGCGGCAGAGGAGCUUUAUAACCGCUUUAUUGCUCUGUGCGCGGGACCCGCCUCUGCCGCCCGCGACCUCGCCACCGCCUUCAAUGACCGGGGCCAGAUCAAGUACUUGCGAGUGGAAUUCGCCGCCGCCAUGGAGGACUAUACGGCUGCUAUCGCCUACCAGCCUGGCUUCGAAGUGCCCUACUACAACCGGGGCCUGGUGCUCUACCGGCUGGGAUGCUUUGAUGAGGCCAUGAAAGAUUUCAGAAGAGUGUUAGAGUUAAACCCCCAGUUUGAAGAUGCUGCAUUAAGCCUAAAACAGGCUAUCCUUGAUAAAGAAGAAAAACAAAAGCGGGGUUAUUGAAAAUGCAACUCGUGGUGUGAAAAUGUUUUGCUAAUUGUUUUGUUGGUGGUGGAUGAAAGACAAGAUUGUUUACAUUUGUUAUAGUGAAGAAACUUCAUUCUUGGGUAAAUAAGUUAUAAAUGGAUUAUGAUUGCAAAAUAAACUGAGGAAAAGCAUAGUGUUAGACCUCUGGGAGACACUUCACAGAUUUUGUACAGAAACAGUUCAUGAAGAUGUUGGAAGCUUGGUAACAGCAAAU